AUGUUUCAGGAUAGUAGUAUGAGAAGAAAAUUGAGGAAGAUGAUGAAGUGUGUGUGUUCAAGAGAUAGGUUAAGUGUUGAUGAAAUGAAUUAUUCAUCAGAGUCUCUUGCAACAAGAGAUUAUUCAGCAACUGCUAGUGGUUAUUCAUCUCGUCCUGGUGAAAAUGAAACUAAGGUGGAUAAUAGUAACAUUGAAGAAGCCGAAUCGUCUCUUCGCGAAAGUGGUUACUUAAACUAUGAGGAAGCUAGAGCUUUGUUAGGACGACUUGAGUAUCAGAAAGGAAACAUUGAAGCUGCGCUUCAUGUGUUUGAAGGAAUAGAUAUUGCUGCUGUUAUUCCCAGGAUGAAAAUGUCUAUAUCUAGAAGAUGUGAGUCGAAUAAUAAACGCGGAUCGCAAAAUGAUUCUGUGCCUUCUAUGUCAUUACAUGCUGUUAGUUUACUUCUUGAAGCUGUUUUUCUUAAGGCUAAAUCAUUGAAGACUCUUGGAAGGUUUCAAGAAGCUGCUCAAUCAUGCAAAACAAUUUUAGACACUAUUGAAUCUGCAUUACCAGAAGGCUGGCCUGAAAACUUUGUUUCAGAUUGUAAGUUACAAGAGACGGUAAACUGCGCGGUUGAACUUCUUCCGGAGCUAUGGAACCUUGCAGGUUCACCUCACAAUGUUGUUUUAUCAUUUAGGAAAGCCUUGCUUUAUCAUUGGAAUCUUGGCAAUGAAGCAACUGCAAGAAUACAAAAGGAAUUUGCUUUGUUUCUUUUAUACAGCGGCUACGAAGCGGAGUCUCCUCCGCUUCGGUCUCAGUUGGACGGUUCCUUUGUGCCGAGAAACAAUAUAGAAGAAGCAGUUCUUCUGCUUUGGAUUCUGCUGAGAGAAAAAUCAAAAGAUCCUUCGAUAAUCCAUCACCUUUCUUUUGCUCUUAGUGUUUGUAGUGAGUUCAUGAUUCUAGCACAAGAGGUUGAGGAGUUACUUCCAGAAACCAUGGAGACAAGAGGAAGAUAUUAUACUCUUUCUCUUUGUUACUACAGCGAAGCCGAGAAUAUGGUUGCUUUGGAUCUCUUGAGAAACUUUUUGAAUAAUAGAGAAAACUCAGUGAACUCAGAUUGCAUAGAGGAAUUGCUUUUAGCUUCGAAAAUUUGUGCAGACAAUAAAGUUUGUGUCGAAGACGGAAUCAAAUUUUCCAGCAAAGCCAUUUCUCAGAUGAAUGGAAAAUGCAAUCAAAUGGAAGCUAUUGCGAAUUGUUUACAAGGUGUUCUACUGUCAGUGAAAUCCAAGUCAGUUUCUUCUGAAUCAGAGAAAGUUUUGAUACAAUCUCAAGCAUUCAGGGCACUAAAAGCUUCUGAAAGAAUAAUGGAGGAUAGUGAUCCUAAUCCUUACAUUGUUCAUCAUCUUUGUCUAGAAUAUGCUGAAAAUAGAAAGCUGAGAGUCGCUUACGGUCAUGCAAAGAAAUUGAUUAAGCUUCAAGGUGGAUCUAGUAUUAGUGGAUAUAUACUACUAGCAAGAAUUUUAUCAGCUCAAAAGAAGUUUUUCGAUGCCGAGAUUGUUAUCGAUGCUGCUUUAGAACAAAGUGGAAAGUGGGAACAAGGAGAAUUGUUGAGGACUAAAGCUAAGAUUCAGAUUGCACAAGGAAGAUUGAAAAAUGCUAUUGAAACAUAUACUUUUCUUCUUGCUGUUCUUCAAGUCCAAAACAAAAACCUUGGAACUGCAAACAAGGAUAUGAAGUGUAAGCGAAAUCGCGACAGAAGACUAGAAAUGGAAGUGUGGCAUGAUUUAACCAAUGUCUAUACAGCCUUGUCGCAAUGGCAUGAUGCUGAAAUUUGUCUAGCCAAAUCUGAGGCCAUUGAUCCCUAUUCUGCUACUAGAUGGCACUCUACAGGUAUACUUUAUGAAACAAGAGGUUUACAUCAAGAAGCAUUGAAAUCAUAUAGAAAAGCAUUGGAUUUUGAUCCCAACCAUGUUCUGAGUUUGAUAUCAACAGCUUGUGUUCUGAGAAAACUUGGUGGGCAAUCAUCAUGUUCAAUUGUUAGAAGUCUUCUCAUUGAGGCAUUAAGGCUUGACAGAACAAACUCAUCUGCAUGGUACAAUCUUGGACUUGUUUACAAAGAUGAUUUGGGAACAUCAGCAUUGGAGGCUGCUGAAUGCUUUGAGGCAGCGGUUUUUCUUGAUGAAUCUUGUCCCGUUGAACCCUUUAGAUAA
This is a messenger RNA of Lathyrus sativus (Indian pea), 2187 nucleotides long. Lineage: Eukaryota; Viridiplantae; Streptophyta; Magnoliopsida; Fabales; Fabaceae. The record is from the annotation of a GenBank genome assembly.